GCUGUACUUCUUGAAGCAAUCGUACGCAUGAAGCAGAGUCUGCUUAUGGACAGACCAUUCGUGAAGGCUUAACAUAGGUCAAUCGCGGAUACCACACGCGUCGGACUACUACUCUUUUCUCAGUGACGAAAGCGGCAUGCCCACGGCAACUCUCAAGAUCAACCACGUCGGCAUCUCGGUACCGGACCUCGACGCCGCUGUGGCUUGGUACACCGAACACCUUGGCUUCCGGCAGUUGAAACCGAAUGUACUCCACAAGCGAGAUGAGAGCAUCGAUCGAAAUAAGGACAAGAAUUUCUUUCGCAUCCACCCCGAACCUGUCCGAGAAGUGAAAGUGGCUUACCUUGCUGCUGGAAAUGGCAUCGGAUUUGAACUGUUCGAGUUCUUGGAUCCUAAGCACCAGGUCUCGCCCGGUUUCGGACCAGACAUGUUCACGCGGACCGGGUGUUACCACAUCGCGGUGACGACGGAGGAUCCUGUGGCAUUGUGUGAGAAGUUGGUAGGGGUUGGUGCUACUCAGAUUGGAGAUCCGGCCAGGCUGGCUAAUGGCGAUGUCGUCUUGUAUCUGAGGGAUCCUUGUGGAGUCAUCCUGGAAUUGUGUAGCUGAGUUCGAGACGUUUGUGGUCGAUGGACGCGUGGGCGGACAUUGAGAUGAUUCACCAGACAAGGUCUCUUCCAGCAAGAAGGGGAGCUCGUGAAUGCUGCAAUUUUGGGAUGGAUCGCCGGGAGCAAGUCGUGCAUAUAUACCUAUCUUCAACGCCUCGAGCCAGAACCACAUAUUCACCCCAUGAAUACCGCAUCAGAAUCACUCCGAGGGUAUCUUGUGCCUUUCACUCAUUAAUAGAGCCUACCAACACCUAGCUUCGGUAC
Exophiala viscosa is the source of this 870-nucleotide messenger RNA. RefSeq names its product Glyoxalase/Bleomycin resistance protein/Dihydroxybiphenyl dioxygenase. Lineage: Eukaryota; Fungi; Ascomycota; Eurotiomycetes; Chaetothyriales; Herpotrichiellaceae. The record is from RefSeq and is a predicted model, not a curated record. The transcript has 3 exons. Gene Ontology annotation, biological process: L-methylmalonyl-CoA metabolic process. Bases 137 to 607 code for a protein of 156 amino acids. Gene Ontology annotation, molecular function: methylmalonyl-CoA epimerase activity.